UCAUGGGUAAAAUAAUUUGAAGAUUUGGCAAUACUUGUCGAUUCGUCUUGUUGUUUUGUGGUAUAAUAAUUCUAUAUUUUUAUUUCAUUUAAAUCUUUAACUCUUGAAAAUUUAGCUAAACUGGAUGAAAAAUGGCCCUUUACUGUGCAAUAUCAAAUGAAGUCCCCGAAUUUCCUGUAGUGUCUCCCACAUCGGGCGCUGUAUUUGAGAAGCGAAUUAUAGAGAAGUACAUCAUAGAAAAUGGUGUGGAUCCGAUUAACGGGAAAGAAUUGCGAGUGGAAGAUCUUAUUGAAAUUAAAACCCCACCUAUAGUGAAGCCUAAACCACCCAGUGCCACAUCUAUACCAGCAACCUUGAAGAGUAUGCAGGAUGAAUGGGAUGCUCUAAUGCUUCAUACUUUCACACAGAGGCAGCAGCUGCAGACUGCUCGUCAGGAACUAAGUCAUGCUCUUUACCAACACGACGCAGCGUGUCGUGUUAUUGCCCGCCUCACAAAGGAGGUGACAGCCGCUCGUGAAGCUCUUGCUACAUUGAAGCCCCAGGCUGGUAUCGUUGCCCCACAACCAGUACACCAGGCGGAGGGCGCGGCGGCGGGCGGCGCGGCGGCGGCGGGCAUGUCCGGCGAGGUGGUGGCGCGGCUGCAGGAGCGCGCCACCGCGCUCACGCAGGAGCGCAAGCGGCGCGGGCGCACCGUGCCCGACGGGCUGCUCGCGCCCGACCAGAUCCGCGCCUUCCUCACGCUCGCCUCGCACCCGGGUCUCCACUCGGCUAGUGUGCCUGGUAUUUUGUCUUUGGACAUCAACCCGUCGGAUCAUAGCAAGCUGCUAACGGGCGGCAACGACCGCAACGCGACCGUCUUCAACAAGGACACGGAGCAGGUGGUGGCCAUCCUGAAGGGGCACACCAAGAAGGUGACGCGCGUCAUCUACCACCCCGACGAGGACACCGUCAUCACCGCCUCCCCCGACCACACUAUACGCGUAUGGAAUGUGCCCACAUCACAGACAACAGUGAUACUGCGUUCACACGACGGCCCCGUGACCGGCCUGUCACUCCACCCAACUGGAGACUACGUAUUGUCCACGUCCACGGAUCAACACUGGGCCUUCUCAGACAUACGUACCGGUACACUCCUCACCAAAGUGAGCGACGCGUCCGGGGUCAGUCUCACCACAGCGCAGUUCCAUCCAGACGGACUCAUCUUCGGCACGGGUACUGAGAAUUCGCAAGUCAAGAUCUGGGACUUGAAGGAGCAGAGCAACGUCGCCAACUUCCCCGGACACGUCGGUCCCGUCACGUCUAUAUCGUUCUCAGAAAAUGGUUAUUAUUUAGCGACUGCUGCCGAAGACGCCUGCGUUAAACUAUGGGAUUUGAGGAAAUUGAAGAAUUUCAAAACCAUACAGCUCGAGGAGGGUUAUGCUAUUAAGGAGCUAUGCUUUGACCAGAGCGGUACAUACCUCGCUAUAGCUGGUACUGACGUGAGAGUGUACCUGUGCCGCCAGUGGCAGGAAUUGAAGUUGUUCAACGAUCACACGGCGGCAGCGACAGGCGUCCGGUUUGGCAAGAACGCGCAGUACAUAGCCUCCACCAGUAUGGACAGGACGCUCAAGCUAUACGGCAUAGAAUAAUGUUAGAAUUAAGGAUUAUUACUUUUAAUUUAUAUUGCGUGUAAUGGAAAUGGUAUAAUAAUUCAAUUUGCAUUCAUAAUACAUAAUGAAUAUGUGUGUAGUGUUCUCCAGUCCUAAAUUAGGUAGAGACGCCAUUGAUAAUAAUAAUAAUAAAUGUCUUUAUUAAAUAAUUAAUUACAUUUAGUUAGAUAUACUAGUCACCGAACUAGGUCGAGCCUGUAUCUCGGUAGAUGGUUGAAUAACUUCCUUUGAUUUAAAUACUUAAAAAGACGUUGAAAUAUCGAAUAUAAACACACUCAAAUUUGCACUGUAUAUUUAUUGUGCAUUAUAUAUGUGGGUAGCAUUAAAUUAAAAUAAUAGAGAAUAGAAGAGGCAAAAUGCUGAUCCACCUUAUACGACAUGACGAUUUUUUUAAGAGAAUAGUAGAAGGAAAAAUAGAGGGCAAAAGAGGAAGAGGAAGACCGAGGAAUAACUACAUGGGACAGAUAAAGGAAACACUGGGUGUCAUGUCGUAUGGGGAGGUCAAGGAUAUGGCCUGGGAUAGAGCUGGCUGGAAGAAGAUGCAUGAAUUAGUUGCACCGAUAAGAGGAAACUCUUAAAAGAAAAAAGAGCAUCAAAUUAUCUCUCUUACAAUUAUAGUUUACUCACAAUACGUUAUAUAAUUUGUCAGUCAUCUUAGCAACUAUAUACAAUGUUCACUUUGAUAAAUAAUAAUAAAUUUAUUAAUAAAAGCUGAAAAAUGUAUUGUUAAACAUAUAUAUGGAUACUAGAUACAUAUUUACGUAAUAAUAUGUUUUUAUACACACAUGUUUAUGCAUAGAAAAAUAAUCAGACCCAAUACAAAGAGACAUACAUAACUUUGAAUGUUUAUAUACAGAAAUCAAAUUUGCAACCAACCUUGUUGCAGUGUGUUAAACCAAUACACAAUCAAGAUCGUCAAACGUCCAAAAAUAUCACAUGUCCAUAUAUUUUUUACUAUUUUUCAUUCAAAAUGUUCAGCUAUAUGAUAUAAUAUUUGUAGUGUAUAUGAAUUAUUAUACAUUUUCUGCUACACCACAUUGGUAUGUGUACAAUAAUAUCACUUUAAUAAAUUGCUACGCAGUUGAUAUGUUUUUAGACGUCUAAAAAAUAUAAUCUAUACUCGUGAGACAGUAAACAAUCUUAGUAUGUCUUUUUAUCAAAUUUACUCAUCAUAUCAUCUGUCCAUUGCUGAAGAUAGGCCUUGUCUUUCACUGGUCUCAAGCCACCUGCAUUUCUUGACUCGCUGUGAAUGUGUUGUAAAUCGUUGAAUGUGUAAAGUGCUUAUUAUAAAUGAAAAAAAUUGAUUCACAGAAAAUUGUGUAUUUUUAUUAAAACAAUGAAGGACAAGACAACAAAUAGUAACAUCGAACGGUAAUUUUAAAAUUAUAACAAAGUAUAUGUACUAAAAUAUUUCCAGUCAUUUUCAAAACAACGCAAUUAAGGUCGUCACUCCAUCUAGUGGGAGGUCAUCCUACACUGUUUCCCUGUACGGGUUCAGCACUCAAGAACCUUUCUUCCCCAUCGGUUAUCGGUUCUUCGAGCUAUGUGACUAGUCCAUUGCCGCUUCAGCUUGCUUGUCCUUCGGGCUAAAUCGGUUCUUUUGCGGAUAUCCUCGUUUCGGACUCUAUCACGCAAAGAGACUUCGAGCAAAACUCUGCAUAGCCCGCUAAGUAACUUGAAGAUUUUACAUACGGGCAAUCGUGUAGAGCCAUGUUUCGGUUCCAUAACUCGUCACUGGCAAUACGCACUGGCUAAAGAUCUUUGUCUUCAAAUUCUGAGGUAUUUUGGAUAAAAAGAUAUGGCGUAGUUUCCCGAACGCUGCCCCCCAGUCGAGUUGGAUUCGUCGGUUGACCUCUCGGUCGAAGUUGGACUUACCUAUUUGGACUACUUGUCCCUACCUGGGACAAGUUGUCCAAAUAGAUAAUACAUACUCGUCGACAACUUCGAGCGUAGUGUUCUCAAUCGUAACCCGUAUAGGCGUGACAUGGACGUUAGACAUGAUUCUAGUCUUGUCCAUGUUUAAGACCUACCUGUCGAGAAUUUAUAGGGUACAGAGUAAUAACACCUGAGUCCUCAGGAAUGGCAACGCAUGGGGGGUAUCAUGGGCGAAACAGUAUACUCUGUUAUGUCCAUGGUACUGCUCAUGUCUAUAGGCGACGGUUACCACUUUCCAUCAGGUGGGCCGUUAGCUUCUUUGCCAUUCUAAGUUGCAUAAAAAAAAAGCACUAUUAAUAUAUAAUAAGUCAGUAAGCAUUGUUUGUUUGUUGCUUUAACGGCGCAGCUAAUUAUCAUGAAAUUUGAUAUACUAGUAGUAGUUAAGAUGGAGAAGGUCUUAAAACUAUUUUACAGCUCGACAGUAAAUAUAUGCUAAUCUUAGUCACGUGGAUUCAGUCACGAGAAAAAAAAAAAAUACUAAAAAACAAAGCAAUGACCUGCGAUUAUAUCGAUUGACAUAAAUACCUUUAUACAAUAUACAUUCAGUAUUUGUUUAUGAUGUAUUAAUAAAAAGACAUGCCAAAUUUGUUUAUUAAUUGUGUUGAGUAUAGAAAAAUAGAUAUAGUUUAAUAUUUAUCGACCAUUGGUCUUUCAUACGCGCCAUUGUGCUAUCCACCGUUACUCCUGGGAAUUAUGCCCUACCAUGAAAUUCCGAAGUUUCGGACUCAAUUUCGUGUUUUUGUUCACACCUAAAUUGACUCAGUAAAUGGAGCUUAACAUUUCGUUCGUCAUAAAUACUACUAUAAAAGUCCCAAGGAAUAAUAUUUUCAUAUUUUUAAACUGCAAGUAUCAUGUAAUUUUAACAUUAAAUUUCUGUUUCGUUCGCCUCGGAAAUUUCGGGAAACAUUUCGUAGUAGGCCCUCUGAUGUCAUUUGUAAAACGCGAUAUGCUUUUAAUUUCCCGCUAUAACAUUUUGUGUCAGAAACAAAGCAAAAUUCUAAGGAAAGGUGUUACACUCAAAUGUUCUUUUUUUUUUAAUAUACAUUGUAAAAUGACAGGGCCCGAGUUCUAUAAAUGUAAUGUCUCUCGUUGCAGGACAAAAGUGGUUUUUAUUUUAUCCCCUUAUAAAAAAUGUCAAACAUUUUAUAAAUCUAUUUAUUAAACUGUUUUCUAUCUUUUGAAUUAAAUUCACAUUUUGAAAGAAAGUGACAAAACAGUGUAAUAGUUAAUUUAUUUUUAUUUAUUUAUUUAAAUAAAAAUAAAUAAAUAAAAAUAAAUCCACAAUUUGAAAGAAAGUGACAAAACAUUGUAAUAGUUAAUUUAUUUUUAUUUAUUUAAAUAAAAAUAAAUUCACAAUUUGAAAGAAAGUGACAAAACAGUGUAAUAGUUAAGUAGACUUGUUAAAGCUUAUGGUUUUUAUAAGGGGAUUAGGGUGUAUAUAAAGUUUUGUUUAGGUUAAGCUUAUGUUUCUCUUUGGUUUAACCGUGUUCGCAGCGAUAAAAUUGAACAAAUAAAUAUUAUUAUGUAGCCAAACAUUACUAACUUGUAGCACUUCAUUUUUCAUCUACGGAAGCAAGGACUGAGCUAAAAAUUAGCAAGCAAAAUAGUUUACUAGACUAAACAAUGUAGCUGGUGUGAAAUCGAGCUGGAAAACCAGCAUGUCCCAAUUCUAUAUUUGAUUGUAACCAAUUUAUCUGAGUUCCAAUCCAUUUGCCAGCUUUCUAAAUAAGAAUAAAUUAUUAAAUACAACUAGACAACUGAUAGGUUUUUUUUUUGAUGGAUGAAAAUGGUAUGGUAACUCCAGCUCCUGGAAGUUGAACUGGUGCGCCAGCCCGAGCAUGUCCAGCACUGUGUCCUCGCGUAGCAGGGACAGACCCAUGUGACCUGAUCGUGUGAUAUGUUUUUUUAUUGGAUGAAAAUGGAAUGGUAACCCCGCCCGCGCUAACGGGAUACGCUGGCGGAGCACCAGUGAACGGUGAUAGAUGAGAAUGAAAACAGGCCAGUUAGCCUAUCAUGAUGAAUUCAUCAGGAAUUAACCAUGAUAGUUUCCAGGGGGAACCGCGAGGAGGUCGACCUGGUUGGGUAUAUUGCAGCAAUGGGAUUUUCAGUCUCCAUUACUAACAAUCCCUUUCCCCCCUAACUUAUAGGUUUAUAUGGUUUUAUUACCAUAGCGGCAUUGCUUAUCUGGUUUACUUUUUUUUUAUUCGUUAAAAUCUCUUGGUUGAUUUUUGAUGUAUUCGCUGCGCACACGGUGUUAUAUGUUCUAAGUCAAACAUUACGUUAUUAUUUAAGUUUAUUAUAAUUACAUUUAUACAUUAGAGAUGACUUCAUUGAAUUGAAUCUAAAAUAAACUGAAGGGGAGAUUCUGUAA
Galleria mellonella (greater wax moth) is the source of this 5955-nucleotide messenger RNA. RefSeq names its product pre-mRNA-processing factor 19 (gene Prp19). NCBI's taxonomy places the organism in Eukaryota, Metazoa, Arthropoda, Insecta, Lepidoptera, Pyralidae. The transcript has 7 exons. Gene Ontology annotation, biological process: mRNA splicing, via spliceosome; protein ubiquitination; DNA repair. Gene Ontology annotation, cellular component: Prp19 complex; cytoplasm; U2-type catalytic step 1 spliceosome. Gene Ontology annotation, molecular function: ubiquitin protein ligase activity; protein binding. The record is from RefSeq and is a predicted model, not a curated record. The coding region runs from base 132 to 1628 and encodes 498 amino acids.